AUGACAGUCUCCGAACUCAAAAUCCAGGAGCCAAUCACGCUCCCAUGCGGUCUCACGCUCCCCAAUCGGCUUUCCAAAGCCGCCAUGGCUGAAAACUGGGCAGACAAGGAGUAUCUUCCUAGUGAAAGCGUGCUCAAGUUGUAUGAAACGUGGGCAGAGGGUGGAUGGGGAUCAGUCCUCACAGGCAAUGUUCAAGUAGAUGUGAGAUAUCUCGGCAGUACCUGGGAUGUUAGCCCCGAUGAGACCAUCGACAGGGAGAGGACCCUCGCUUCAUGGAAGAAAUGGGCAAAGUCGAGCUCCAAUAAUGGCACUCCUAUCAUCAUGCAAAUCAACCACCCAGGACGGCAAAGCCCUGGCUCUACCGGCAAGAGGGGAUUCUUUGAGAAGUCGAUUGCUCCCAGCGCAAUCCCGCUGCAUUUAGGAGAUGGCAUUGUUGCCAAGCUCGCCUCUGCAAUCAAGUUUGGCACACCAAAAGAGAUGACGGUUGAGGAUAUUCAGCACGUUAUUGCUCGUUUUGUUGAGACUGCCAAGCUGGCGGCUGAAGCGGGCUUCGCAGGCGUUGAGCUCCACGCGGCUCACGGUUAUUUGUUGUCUCAGUUUCUGAACCCUGCGUCUAACCAUCGCCAGGAUGAGUUUGGCGGAUCGCCCAGAGCACGAGCCAAGAUCAUUGUCGAUAUUAUCAAGGCCGUAAAAGAGGCUGUUCCCAAGAGCUUCUGCGUCGGCAUCAAGUUGAACAGUGCAGACUUCAGGAACAAAGAGCAGCUUGCGGCUUGCAUCGAGCAGUUGGAAGAUAUCACAGGCGCCGGCGUCGACUUCCUUGAGAUCAGCGGCGGUUCGUAUGAAGACCCAGAGAUGAUCCAAGGGCCAAAGUCAGCCAGCACUCUGUCUCGCGAAGCUUUCUUCCUUGACUUUGCAAAGGAGAUCCGUGGGAGAUUCAGACAUGUUCCAUUAAUGGUAACGGGCGGCUUUCGCAGCCGUGAGGCUAUGGAGAGCGCACUUCGAGAGGACGCGUGCGACAUCGUUGGCAUUGGUCGGCCUGCCGUGCUCAAUCCCACUUUGCCCAAAAACUUGAUCUUCAACAAGGAGGUAAAGAGCGAAGAUGCGAAGGCAUAUGCCAGAAAAGCGCCGGAUUUGCUGCUUCCAAAACUUCUGGGCAUCAAGAUUAUGGCUGGAGGAGCUGAGACGGAUUGGUAUAUGAAGCAAAUGCGGUCGAUAUAGACAGCGUUUCAAUUCUUUCUUUUGUUAACC
Trichoderma asperellum CBS 433.97 is the source of this 1248-nucleotide messenger RNA. RefSeq lists its product as uncharacterized. NCBI's taxonomy places the organism in Eukaryota, Fungi, Ascomycota, Sordariomycetes, Hypocreales, Hypocreaceae. Gene Ontology annotation, molecular function: FMN binding; oxidoreductase activity. The record is from RefSeq and is a predicted model, not a curated record.